GGUUUCGCCGCGCUCCUCGGCGGCGCCGCAUUAGUCUCCCCGUUCUUCCUCUGGGGCACGUCCAUGGUCGCGAUGAAGACGGUGCUGCCCGCGACGAGCCCUCUGUUCGUCGCGUCCGUGCGCUUAGUCCCCGCGGGCGCGGUUCUCAUCGCGUGGGCGGCGUUGAAUAAGCGCCCGUGGCCGAACACCGCCAACGCGUGGGCCGCGAUCGCGUUGUUCGGACUCGUCGACGGGACGAUGUUCCAGGGGUUCUUGUCCGAGGGUUUGCAGCGCACGUCCGCGGGUCUCGGGAGCGUGAUCAUCGACUCGCAGCCGCUGACGGUCGCGGUGCUGGCGAGCGUGAUAUACGGCGAGACGAUCGGCGCGGGGGGCGUCUUCGGUUUGUUCCUCGGCGUCGUCGGUCUGCUCAUGCUCGAGCUCCCGCGCGAGGCCCUGGAAGGUUUAUUCCACGGCGACGCCGCGACCGCGAUCGCGGCGAUCACCUCCGGUGUCGACGCGGAGGGCGGGCUGUGGGAGAGCGGCGAGUGGUGGAUGCUCCUCGCCGCGCAGUCCAUGGCCGUCGGCACGGUCAUGGUUCGGUGGGUGUGCAAAUACGUCGACCCGGUGAUGGCGACGGGGUGGCACAUGGCGUUAGGCGGCGUCCCGUUGCUCGCGUACAGCGUAAUCAACGAACCGGAGGUUUACUCUCGUUUGGGAGAACUCACCGGGAACGAGGUAGGCGGGCUCGUGUACACGUCCAUGCUCGGGAGCGCGCUCGCGUACGGGGCGUUUUUCUACUUCGCGUCGAGAGGGAGCCUCACGAAGCUGUCGUCGCUGACGUUCUUGACGCCGAUGUUUGCCGCGCUGUUCGGGUACAUUUUGUUGGGGGAGACGUUAGACGAGGUCCAGCUCGCGGGCGCGCUCGUGACCGUGGUGGGGAUUUAUCUCGUGAAC
Micromonas pusilla CCMP1545 is the source of this 933-nucleotide messenger RNA. Its product is annotated as Drug/Metabolite transporter superfamily. The record is from RefSeq and is a predicted model, not a curated record. The annotation marks the transcript as partial. NCBI's taxonomy places the organism in Eukaryota, Viridiplantae, Chlorophyta, Mamiellophyceae, Mamiellales, Mamiellaceae. Gene Ontology annotation, cellular component: chloroplast; membrane. The transcript has a single exon.